This is a messenger RNA of Trichosporon asahii var. asahii CBS 2479, 2571 nucleotides long. RefSeq lists its product as uncharacterized. The transcript has 4 exons. NCBI's taxonomy places the organism in Eukaryota, Fungi, Basidiomycota, Tremellomycetes, Trichosporonales, Trichosporonaceae. The record is from RefSeq and is a predicted model, not a curated record. Gene Ontology annotation, molecular function: protein binding. Bases 1 to 2571 code for a protein of 856 amino acids.
AUGCCAGACUGGAUACGCCCAUCCGAGGCUAUCGCUUUCGACAAUCGUCCUACCAGCGUCAGCCUCUACACUCCGUACCUCCGCCUCGUGCUCACCUCCAAGUCUUCGCGCAACAUUCGCGAUGUAGCGCUCCGUGAGCUGAUGCUCGACCCUAACAUCGACAACCCCUCCCGUCUCGGUGGAGGCUUCAUCCUCGGCCGUGGCCCAGACUCCGGCCGUGCACCCAAAGAGCUGUCGUCACGUGUCAUCUCCCGUCAGCACGUCCAACUGCUCGUUGAUAAGGACGGUGCAGUGUUCCUCGUCGACCUGAACAGCACCCACGGGACCAUCGUUCGCCGCGGUGGAGACAGUACCAAGGUUCACGGCAAGCAGCCUGUCCGCCUCCUCGACGGCGACCAGGUAACCCUCGGCCGCCCCGUCCUCAGUGGCAACCUCCACGACGCCGUCCGCUUCAAGAUUGUGUUCCGCCACGAGAUCCCUGACGCUACCAGGCUCAGCUGUCCCUACAUGGCCAGCUUCUUCGCGACUUCCAAGGACGUCCCCGCCAUCGACGGCGCUCUGUACCCCAAGCCCACUGGCCCCAUGCCCAACUUGGCUGGUCGGUACGGCUUAGAGCCAUCGAUGCUGUAUGAGUCUGAGCCCGAGUCGCUUCUGCCUCGCGGCGGCUCUGACAGCCCCACCAAGAACGUCGAGGUCAUCAACGUCGUCGACGACAGCGACGACACGGGCGGCAGCAGUGAUGACGACGAUGACGGGGACGUCAAGCGUCUUCCCCCCGCGGAGCAGUCUUCGCCACCCACUAGCGUCGAUUCGCAGGACAAGAGCGACGAGGCGGACGAGGGAGUCUUUGACCCUGAGAUCACGAUCUGUAUUCCUUCCUCGAUCGUCGAGUACGAGUCCCAGGACAAUGCAGAGGAAGACGACGACGACGAUGAUGAUGCACAGGAGUCGGAGGGCCGCCCCUCUCAGGAGCCAUCCGGCAUUCCUGCCGCCCCAAAGCACAUGCUCUACGAGGACAACAAGGAGAAGGCUAUCAAGGAGGAAGAUGAUCCCGUCGAGGAUCAGCACGAUGCACCAACCAACGACAGUGACAAGGAAGAUGAGGACGAGGAGGACGAGCCGCACAGCGUCCGCAUGCCGUCGCUGAAGGGAUCAAUCGAACUCCCCAUCAUUGACGGGCCCAUCAAGCUUCCCAAGCUCUCUGGUCCCCUUGAGAUCCCCUUCCCUGGAGUUCUCGAUCUCGCGGGUGACUCUGUCGCCAGCUCGGACGAGACCCGCAGGUGGAGCCGGCUCAACCUCGACUCUGCCAGCUCUGCUGACCCCGACAGCGUCAUGAUGAGCUUCAUCGCCGAGCCCGCGCCUGCUCAGCCGUCCUUUUCCAGGUCCCACGACGAGGGUGAGGAGUACGAGUCGUGGCUCGCGGGCGACCGCUCGCGCAGCUCGUCGCAGGACGCCGAGGAGGAUGAUGGCAUGGGCUCCGACUAUCCCGAGAACGAGGAGGAGCACGACCAUGACUGCAACGAGUGCGGCUGCGACGACGAGGACGGUGAAGAUGCUAGUGACCACGAGUCUGUCGCCUCCGAGUCUGACGAGGUGUAUGGAACAGCCAUCGAGAUUGAGCCCACCUACACGCCCGCCGACGAUGAGGACGUCUCCUCCGAAUUAUCCGACCCCCAGAGCGCCAUGAGCGAGGACGAGGAGGAGUCAAACUCUGAGGCUGAGGAUGAAGCCUCUGAUGUUGAUGCCUCUGACGAUGAGGUGUCUGACGGCGGCGAGUACCUCACCAUUGAUCCCGAACGCUUCUACGACGACGACUCCGAGUCUGACUCUGACGCCGAGUCGGCGCACGACGACGAGCACGUGUCCGAGGAUGAGGAGGAUCAGUCGGAGGAUGAGGGUCUCCCUAAGAUGUCGGCGAUCUCGGAGCUCAAGCUCGACAGCAGCACGCCGAGCAAGACGUCGGCUACAGCCACUGAGAACCACCCCGUGCUUGGACUCGCGUACCUGUCGGACCUGCACGAUUUGGACUUUUCCGCCAGCGCCGACUUUGCACCCGGUAGCGUGCGCAACGUCACCUUCAGCGGCGACCUCGAUUACGAUUUUACGUUCAAGGCGCCCAAGACUGAAUCCCAAGUCCAGGCCACCCAGAGCAGCGCCAGCAGCAAGCUGCCACCCUCGCCUGCCAACUCGGCAGGCGCCAGCAGCCUCAGCAAGGCGUCACAGACGCCCGAGACCAAGUCGUCGGUCCUGCCUUCGGUCGGACUCGCGACACCCCCGUCGCCUCUUCCCCGCCAGCUGAUGCACGUUGAGGCGGCCGCGCAGACGAGCUCUCCGCGCAAGCGCACCCACGAGGAGAUGGAGGAGGCAUUCGAGACGGCGCCGUCACUCGUUGAGCCGCUCAAGGUCGAUGCUCCGCAGACUACCACCACGACGGUGGUCACCGAGACGGCUACCGUCGCCGACCCCCGACCACGCAAGCGCCGCCUCCUGGAGCGCUUCGGGUUCACUGCCGGCGUCGUCGUCGGUGCUGCCGGCAUGUUCGGCACGCUCCUUUUCCUGGGGGAGGAGUAG